Molecule: messenger RNA, 1652 nt
Organism: Gastrolobium bilobum
Lineage: Eukaryota; Viridiplantae; Streptophyta; Magnoliopsida; Fabales; Fabaceae
Product: glucose-6-phosphate/phosphate translocator 1, chloroplastic-like
Exons: 5
Coding region: 157-1338 (393 amino acids)
Biological process (GO): transmembrane transport
Cellular component (GO): Golgi apparatus; membrane
Molecular function (GO): antiporter activity; phosphoglycerate transmembrane transporter activity; triose-phosphate transmembrane transporter activity
Source: RefSeq, a predicted model, not a curated record
CAGUCCGUGAGAGUUCGUUUCACGGCUCGGACACUGACACUCACAAACCCACACGGGAUCUCUUUUUCUUUUUACUUCCCUCCCCUUCAAUUAUUUAGCAACCCAUUAAGGUUUUGGACGGAAAGUUUAGAUUUUUGUUUUUAAUUUUGUAUCACAAUGAUUUGCAUGGUGAAACAACCUGGUAUAUCUAUCAGAGGUUCUGAUGUUGUUUUUCGGAAAAAGGGUUCAAACCCAGUUCAGUCAUGUUCCCUUGUUUUACCUUCCCUCCCGAGAGAAAAAUUUCAGAGAUCUCUGGUUUCAGUGCAAAAGCCACUGCACCUUUCUGCUGUUGGUGUUGGGAGUUUUAGUGGGUCAGUGAGAGGUGAAAGGAGUAAUUUGGUAACAUGUGGAGCGUAUGAGGCAGAUAGAUCAGAGGUUGAAGGAGCUGGUACUCCAUCAGAGGCUGCUAAGAAGGUGAAAAUUGGGAUAUACUUUGCAACCUGGUGGGCUCUGAAUGUGGUGUUCAAUAUUUAUAACAAGAAGGUUCUGAAUGCAUACCCCUACCCUUGGCUUACUUCAACUCUCUCGCUUGCAUGUGGGUCUCUUAUGAUGUUGAUCUCCUGGGCCACCAGGAUAGCUGAGGCACCUAAGACUGAUCUUGAGUUUUGGAAGACUUUGUUCCCUGUUGCUGUUGCACAUACAAUAGGACAUGUAGCAGCAACUGUUAGCAUGUCAAAAGUUGCAGUGUCAUUCACCCAUAUUAUCAAGAGUGGCGAGCCUGCUUUCAGUGUACUGGUUUCCCGACUUAUUUUGGGUGAGACCUUCCCAGUGCCAGUCUAUCUGUCUUUAAUUCCAAUCAUCGGAGGAUGUGCACUUGCUGCUGUGACUGAGCUCAAUUUCAAUAUGAUUGGUUUUAUGGGGGCUAUGAUAUCAAAUUUGGCAUUUGUAUUCCGUAAUAUCUUUUCAAAAAAGGGAAUGAAGGGGAAGUCUGUCAGUGGAAUGAAUUACUAUGCUUGUUUAUCUAUUAUGUCCCUGUUGAUUCUCACACCGUUUGCAAUUGCUGUGGAGGGACCACAGAUGUGGGCAGCUGGAUGGCAAACAGCCCUUUCUCAAAUUGGACCCCAAUUUAUAUGGUGGGUGGCAGCUCAGAGCGUAUUUUAUCAUCUUUACAAUCAAGUGUCAUACAUGUCUCUGGAUGAGAUCUCUCCCUUGACAUUUAGCAUUGGAAACACCAUGAAGCGUAUAUCUGUUAUAGUUUCUUCAAUCAUUAUCUUCCAUACACCUGUUCAGCCUGUCAAUGCUCUUGGAGCUGCUAUUGCCAUCCUUGGAACCUUCUUGUAUUCACAGGCAAAGCAGUAGGGUCGAAGAGUUAAGAUUUAAGAAUCCUCCGGGGACUUGUUUUAAUUUCUUUUGGUCAUACUCAGCCUCUGAUAAGGAAGUUGAUUUUGAACUGUGGCAGCUGGAUUUUGGCAAAGACUAGAUGAUCCGGUUGUUUGUCUAUUUGUAUAUAAUAAUUAAUAAUAAUGGUACUGCUGAGAAACAUUAUCAUUCUACAGAUGAUUACUUCUUCUUUUUUCUUCAUGUUUUUCUAUUUCUGAAUUAUCAUUAAGUUUUAAGAUACUGCAUAUUAUAAGGGAUUUCUUAAAUCCGAGUGUGAUGAUCUAUUUGAUGGU